Molecule: messenger RNA, 1049 nt
Organism: Mercurialis annua (annual mercury)
Lineage: Eukaryota; Viridiplantae; Streptophyta; Magnoliopsida; Malpighiales; Euphorbiaceae
Product: ribonuclease 2
Exons: 9
Coding region: 87-860 (257 amino acids)
Biological process (GO): RNA catabolic process
Cellular component (GO): extracellular region
Molecular function (GO): RNA binding; ribonuclease T2 activity
Source: RefSeq, a predicted model, not a curated record
CUCUACACUUUCUCCUCUUCUCUAUAAAAAACGCUCGCAAAUUUCAAUCUAGUCUUCGAUAAGAUCGCCAAUUCAAAAAAAAAUCAAUGGCAUCUUAUCUUAUGAACCUGAUUUUCUUCAUCCUCCUCCUUGUAACGGCGUCGUUUUAUGCAAUCGAAUCGCGAUCGGAGCAGAGAGAGUUCGAUUACUUCAAAUUGGCUCUUCAAUGGCCCGGCACUUAUUGCCAGCGUACUCGCCAUUGUUGCCCUUCUAAUGGUUGCUGCCGACGCUCGAAUGCUUUGGCUGAAUUUACCAUCCAUGGAUUGUGGCCUGAUUAUAAUGAUGGAACUUGGCCUGCCUGUUGUAGACGAGCUGAUUUUGACGAAAAAGAGAUCGAUACAUUACGUGACACUUUAGACAAAUAUUGGCCAUCUUUAAGCUGUGGGUCCCCAUCAACUUGUCAUGGUACAAAGGGAUCGUUUUGGGGACAUGAGUGGGAGAAGCAUGGUACUUGUUCCUCUCCAGUUGCUCAUGAUGAAUACAAUUAUUUCUUGACCGCCCUCAAUGUCUACUUUAAGUAUAAUGUCACGAAAGUACUGAAUGAAGCGGGAUAUAUUCCUUCAAAUACUGAAACGUAUCCCCUCGGAGGCAUCAUCUCUGCCAUUGAAAAUGCUUUCCAUGCUACACCAACAAUAGCUUGUUCAAGAGGUGCAAUCGGAGAACUUUAUUUAUGCUUCUAUAAGGAUUUCAAGCCUCGGGAUUGUGCAACUCGAUCAACGGUUAAAGACAAUUAUUCAUCUAGAAGCUCCUGUCCAAAGUAUGUUAGGUUACCAGAAUCCUUUUCACGAGGAGUUGAUGGAUUUGAAGAUGCCGUCAUGUAGAUACCAGAACGGAAGCUCUCUCAGAUCGUGGCAACAUGUAUGUCGUUCACCGUCUCGGUCCAGAGAAGGAGAUGCAGCUCAGCUCCACCAGGCAUGAGCAAUCAAUAUGUCAUCAUUCACAUAAUUGUAAAAUCUACAUUAUGGAUAAGUGACCGAUAUUUAAGUAUAUCAAACGUUAGGUUCCAGUAA